AGUUUUCAACUACCACAGCGUGUGUACUUAUACCACGAAUUGCUUAUUUUCUACAUUAAUUCUAACAGUUUCCUGCAAAAAAAUCAAAAUAUUCUUCCAUCUUUUUCUCACAAGCACAAUUCCAGAGUAGAGACUAGAAAGUACUAUGAUUUCUAGGCGCUGUCUUCUGUUUUUACUUCUUCUGUUUUUCAUACUUAAAUCUGAAGCCAGCGACCAGCUCAUUUUCCGCUACCAUGAAUGUGGAAACUUCACCGGCGAUAGUGCCUACCAGAUAAACCGUGACACUGUUUUAGAACUAAUAUAUUCCGACAAAAAAAUAGACUAUGGUUUCUACAAUUUCUCAUAUGGUGAAGGACCCGACAAAAUAAACGCAAUAGGCUUUUGUAGAGGAGACAUUAAUCAAGAGGAGUGUCGCGGUUGUUUGAAAAAAUCUGCAACCCUUCUGACAGAUCGAUGUGGAGAACAAAAAGAAGCAAUUGGUUACUAUGACUUGUGUAUCUUACGUUAUUCAAAUGAUUCAAUUUUUGGUAUCAUGGAAACUAAAACAAGUAAGUAUUUCGAUAUGGAAGGCAAAACAGUAGGGAAUGAUGCAUUUAAUCAGACACUUAUUGAUUUGUUGGAUGAACUUAAAAGUGUGGCCAUUGAUGGUGAUUCGCGUAAGAAGUUUGCUGAAAAGAGUGUGAAAGUAAUGAAUGAAUCAAGUAGUAGAAGUGAUGUUAAUGACACUAUUUAUGGUUUGGUUCAGUGUACACCAGAUUUGUCUAAACAAGAAUGUACUGAAUGUUUGGAUUCGGCUUUCGGGAAUUUUUCAAGAUGGUGUAUGAAAGGUUGUAUGUAUCUUGGUCCAAGUUGUUCAUUUAGAUAUGACAUAGUUCCAUUUUUCCAAUCCAUUUUCAACAAUACAGAGUCACCAGCACCACAGCCUUCGAAAGUAAUUGCUCCUGCACUUUCUCCUAAACCACGAAAAGGAAAGAGCAGGAAAAUAACAACGGCGAUCGCUAUCGUUGUAGCAGUUGUUGUGGCUGGCAUACUAGUUAUGGGUAUAUGCAUUUAUUUUGAAAGGAGAAAAUCAAGACCUGAAUUUGAAGGCCAAGGGAAAAAUGAAGAUGAAUCUGAAGCUGAAACUGGUGAUGAUCUUAAAGUUGGAGAUUUGUUGCAAUUUGACUUUGAAACCAUCAGAAUAGCUACAAGCAACUUCUCUGAUGCAAAUAAACUUGGUGAGGGUGGUUUUGGAACUGUUUAUAAGGGUACACUCCCUGAUGGACAAGAUAUUGCUAUCAAAAGGUUGGCUAACAAUUCUAAGCAAGGAGAAACAGAAUUUAAGAACGAAGUGUUGCUGACAGGGAAGCUUCAACAUCGAAAUUUAGUUAAACUACUAGGUUUCUGUUUACAAAAAAGAGAAAGACUACUAAUUUAUGAGUUUGUCUCCAAUAAAAGUCUUGAUUAUAUCAUAUUUGAUCCAAUCAAGCGUGCAGAUUUGAAUUGGGAAAGACGCUACAAAAUUAUAAAAGAUAUUGCCCGUGGUCUUCUUUAUCUUCACGAAGAUUCUCGAUUACAAAUUGUUCACCGUGAUCUCAAAACAAGUAAUAUUUUACUAGAUGACGAGCUGAAUCCAAAAAUUACAGAUUUUGGCAUUGCAAAAUUGUUUGAUGCCAAUCAAACUCAUGGCAUGACAAGCACCGUUAUUGGAACUUACGGAUACAUGGCUCCAGAGUACAUUAAACAUGGAGAAUUUUCGAUCAAGUCAGAUGUGUUCAGUUUUGGUGUAAUUAUUUUAGAAAUUGUUUGUGGCCGGAGAAACACUAAGAUCCGUGAUGGGGACAAUACUGAGGAUCUAUUAGACAUGGCAUGGAAAAAUUGGAAGGCAGGGACAAGUUCAGAUAUCGUUGAUCCCAUAUUAGAACAAGGUUUAAACAAGAAUGAAACAAUGAGAUGCAUCCAUGUUGGAUUACUUUGUGUUCAAGAAGAUAUAGAUGUGAGACCAACUAUGAGUUCUGUUCUAUUAAUGCUUAAUAGCACCACUUUCCCACUCCCUGAACCUUCGGAACCUCCAUUUUUAAUGCAACCCAAAAGGGCAUUAUCUAUAUCAUUAAGUGAGCAAUAUUCAGGUCCCACAAAGUCAACUGAUUCAGGAUCAGGAAGUCAAUUUACUCAAGGAUCAACAAGUAAGUCCUCGGUUACAGAUCAAUAAUAAUGCAAGAAUGAAGUGAUUGUGAAAAUCUUUUAUAUUUGAUUGAAUUUUGUCUUUCUUUAAGUCUUUACUACUUUCUUUCAAAUUCUGUAACAUAAUGUGUUUAGUAAUCCUUUCUCUAUAGUUUAUUUUUUGGUUGGUGUAUGUUUCGGUUGCUUUGUAAUAAGACUCCACUUAGAUAUAUUUGUGAUACAGUUUAGUAAAAUUUGCUCACAAGCGUAUUCCAAUUAUAUAUCAUAUAUCAUAUGGUUUUAUAUAA
This is a messenger RNA of Medicago truncatula (barrel medic), 2450 nucleotides long. RefSeq names its product cysteine-rich receptor-like protein kinase 10. Gene Ontology annotation, cellular component: plasma membrane. Bases 146 to 2191 code for a protein of 681 amino acids. Gene Ontology annotation, molecular function: ATP binding; protein serine/threonine kinase activity. The transcript has 7 exons. The record is from RefSeq and is a predicted model, not a curated record. NCBI's taxonomy places the organism in Eukaryota, Viridiplantae, Streptophyta, Magnoliopsida, Fabales, Fabaceae. Gene Ontology annotation, biological process: protein phosphorylation.